Molecule: messenger RNA, 3040 nt
Organism: Saccostrea echinata
Lineage: Eukaryota; Metazoa; Mollusca; Bivalvia; Ostreida; Ostreidae
Exons: 22
Coding region: 162-2660 (832 amino acids)
Molecular function (GO): protein binding
Source: RefSeq, a predicted model, not a curated record
UGUCAAGAAAUACAUUGAUGGCGGCAAAACCGACAUGGGAUUAAGAAAAAAAAUAGGCUGCGGUUCAGUGCUCCCGGAAAUAACCUACGCUAAUCUUAAAAAUGUAGACUCUGUAAUAUUGUUUUGUGUUGAAAUUAGUUUGUUUUAAAUUAGUUUCCAAAAUGGCCAUGGAAAAGCAUUACACGUUACGGGACACCCACACCCGUGCUAUCACUGCAAUCGGAUACAACUCGGCAAGGAGAGAGAUCUUAAUAGGUUGUGAAGAUGGAGUGAUAAAGUUUUGGGAGUCUGAGGGUGGGAAGCUAGUGAUGACAGCUUAUGAACACAAAGGAUGGGUGACUGAUUUCCUGUUCUGGGCAAGUCCCAAAUUGAUGUUAUCUGCUGCCAAUGAUGGCAACAUUAUAGCUUGGUCUACUGGAGGAACAGUUUAUGACAGAAUACCAAUUGGUAUGCCUGUCUACUGUAUGGCCAUUAACCAUAGACGGGAACAGUUAGUGUGUGGAGUGAAUGGAAGUGUUCGCGUAUAUGACCUAGAUGAAGAGAAGGAAUCUGGUCACGUGAUUAAUACAGAGGUUUUAUAUGUUGCUAGGGAGCAUACUGAUAUCGUUAGAUGUAUUUUGUGUCAUGAAUCUAGAAUUUAUUCUGCAGGAUAUGACCAGAAGAUUGUGAUCUAUGACUCAUCAUACACUCGAGACAACAGUUUGGCACCAUUACAUCAGCACCCCAAAGCUCAUGAUGCAGGGAUUUGUUGUAUGUUGCUAGAAAAAGACAACGAAAAUAACCAGUGGUUGAUGACUGGUUCUUUUGAUAAGACUGUAAAGAUCUGGUCCAUAGAUGGAAAGUUCACACACAAGCUUGACAAUUUCCUUGCCACCAUUUCUGGAAUUUGCUAUGUGCCUCGUAACAAGACUGUAUGGGUAGCUGGUGGAACAUCGUAUGCCAGUCUCUUUGAUCCCAAGUCCGGGGAUAAUGUAUCAGAUUUUAUUGGAACCUUCCAACAGCAGGAGGAAGAAAAAUAUCAAUUGCAGAUUUUGAAGUACAUUCCAGAGCUGAAUGAGGUCAUUGCCUCCACGAGUCGUCGACAUCUGGUGGUGUGGAAGUAUAAUCCCUCUGGUUGUAUCACAGCUCUCAAGUGUUCCAGCAAUCUAGAGAGCCUCUGUUACACUAAGAAGGUACCUAUAUUAAUAUUUUCUGGUGAUAAUGAAGGAGUGAUUAUUAAGUGGGAAAGAAUGCAGUCUAACCAUUUCAUGUACAGUAAGGAACUUUAUCAGCUGAGUGACAACAAACUAAAAAAGCAGAAAAAAGUGGGUAGUAAGGCGAGAGAGCUGUUAUUAGAGCAGCAACUGAACCAAUCCCCAUCCAAACUGUUCAAUGAUACCCAGCCAUCAAAAGUAGAUGCAUCCAAACAGAAAAUCAACAAUGUCAAAAGUCAUUAUGCUUACAAUAAACCACUUAUACCACCGCCAUCAGUACAUAACCACCCCAAUACAACCAUACUAAAGAUCGUGUUUGUGGAGAGAUUUGACUACAUCAUAGCAGCCUCAGAGGACAGCAAUAUAUAUGUUUGGGCAUUUGACUCGGAUGCAGUGAAAGCAUUGAAGGACAUGAAACCAAUGGAUAUGGAAAAGCUGGUGGCUAAAUAUAGUAUCCUACUGGACCCUGACUCUGAGCUGCUACCCCAAAAUAAACCCAACACACUGGAAGAGGACGAGUCAUCCGAGGAAGAAGAAAUAAGCAGUGUUAAAUCGGAGAGUGACUCUGUGACAAAUCGAGUGGCAGGAUUUGUGUGUAAGUUUGUGUUUGCGGAGCACAUGAGUUGCGUUACCAGUAUGGUAGUGAUUGGGAAGGAGCAUGGUAUGGACACAACAUAUCUGUUGAGUGGUGGUUGGGAUAAGAGAAUCUGUAUUUGGGAUCUAGAAAAGGGAACCUUGGAGGGUACUUUCCGUAACACUGCCCCGGGUGCUGCCUAUGAGAGUCUAGAAUUUGCUUGUGAUGGGGUUAUCAUGGAUAUGGACUACUCACCAAAACACAAAGAAUUUGCCUAUGCCUCCAGUGACAAAAUGGUAUAUAUAAGAAAAUUUUCCACAAAUGGUGCUAAAAUGACUUUGGUAAACACAUUACAAGGUCAUGAAGGUGAAGUUACUUGUGUACGCUGGAAUAUACAUGGUAAAGGAUCAUGGGUGACUGGGUCAGAAGAUGGAACUAUCCGAAUCUGGGCUGGACAUGGUUUAAAUGAGUGUGAACAAAUUCUGGCUGCUCAAGGAGGAGUGUGUUGUAUGUGUAUAGAUAAACUGAAUGGAAGUAUUGUAGCUGGUAUACAAAACACCAUCAGGGUAUAUGACAGUGAACAUUACCGCCUGGUUCAGACAAAUCUGGGUCAUACUGAUGCUGUUCGGAGUAUCAUCCACAUCCCAGAGAGAAAUCAGUAUGUCUCAUGUUCCUGGGAUCAAACGAUCCGUGUCUGGAAUUCCUGGAAAAAACCAAAGAGAAGAGUGAUUCCAAAGAAUGAAAACAAACACAUGACCUUGAACUCUGGAGAUGGUGAUAAACCCUUGUCUGCGGAGAAAAAAGUGGCAUUUUCUGACAUCGACGCAGAGGAAGAGAUGGCAAAGAUCCCUGAAGAAGAUGAAGAAGAAUUACAAGUUGAGGAGGAGCCCUAAGUGGAGGAGGAGCCGUAAGUGGUAAAAACAAGACCAUUCUGUGCCAUAAUAGCAAGUGUGAUAUAAAACAAAAUCCAUUCCAUGUGAUAGCUUAUCAUCAAAUAUCAGCCAUAGGGUGUGAUAUAGGGCUGUAUUUGUUAGUGCAAAUUUUGGGAUUUAAUAAAUCAAUAAUUAAGUGUUUUGAUUUUUGUGAUCAGACAUGAAUUGAUUUGUUUGAGUUGACCUGUAUGGGCUAUUUUACAUUACAUGUAUAAUCUAUGUCUUUUGUAUUUUUUAUUGAUGAAAUAUUAUUUGUAUGGACAAAUCUUCCAUAUAUAUGUACAUGGAUGUAUGAAGAUUACUUACUUUAUGGUUAUAUAUAUUUACAAGAGUCUAUAUUU